AUGGCCGCAUCUGUGAGGAAGCCUUUUCCGUCUGUUGCCCCUAGUCCGGCUAAGAAGCCGAGGUUUGAGCCGAGUUUCCGUGGUGGAUACCAAGGCUCCGGUUCUAGGCAGGGUUUUGAUCCGUCCAAGUGUCGGAGGUGUAAGAAGCCUUUACAUCCGGGAAAGGAUUGUGAGGGUGCUGCUAUUGUUUGCUUCUAUUGUAGAGAGCUAAGCCCCAUUGUUCCUCCUAGUCAUUCUGCUCUGCCAAAGAAUCGGGUUUACAAUAUGACUCAUUCCGACGCCGAUGUUCAUCCCGACGUCAUCUCAGGUACCUUUCUUGUUAAUUCUGGACCUGCUUCUGUGUUGUUUGAUUCUGGUGCAUCUGUGUCUUGUGUGUCUAAUUCAUUUGCCAAGAAAGCUAAUUUGACUUCGAGUUCUCCUAUUCGGACUCUUAUUUCUCUACCUUCUUGGGAGAACUACCCUUGUUUGGCCGAGUAUUGUGGGGUGCCUAUCUCUGUGUUGGGUAUUGAUCUGCCUGCCGAUCUCAAGGCAUUCUCCAUGGUCGAGUUUGAUGUUAUUUUGGGCAUGGACCGGUUGUCCAAGUAUCGUGCUCAGAUUCAUUGCCGCGAUCAAAAAGUGACUCUUCGUAGUCCAUGUGGCAAACAUAUCUCCUAUAGUGGAGUGGUGUUGAAGAAGGGAGUAAAGAUCGUUUAUGCUCUCAAAAUGCAAAGGCUCCGUCAGAAAGGGGAGCAAGUGUUCCUCUGUAUGGUAAAAGAUUUAACCCAAGAAGCGAAGUUAGAGGACAUCCAUGUUGUCCGUGAGUAUCCGAACGUUUUUCCUGAUGAGCUACCGGGUAUCCCUCCUGAAAGAGAAGUUGAGUUCAACAUUGACUUGACUCCUGGUACUGCUCCUUUGUGA
Molecule: messenger RNA, 897 nt
Organism: Beta vulgaris subsp. vulgaris (sugar beet)
Lineage: Eukaryota; Viridiplantae; Streptophyta; Magnoliopsida; Caryophyllales; Amaranthaceae
Exons: 2
Coding region: 1-897 (298 amino acids)
Biological process (GO): proteolysis
Molecular function (GO): aspartic-type endopeptidase activity
Source: RefSeq, a predicted model, not a curated record